AUGGGACCGGUAGGAGAUCAUGUAACUUCACGAUGCACGUUUUCCUACAUAUUCUGUGGUGCAAGCGCCGAUGAUGAGAUGAGUGAAGCAACACCCUACUUCACUUCUAAUUGGGGAGAUAUGGAGAUGGGAAAAGAUUAUUGGAAAAAUAUGAUUGAUCAUGGGUACGGUGUUGGUGACAGAAACAUCGAGGGUGUGACUGCAUCGGAUGACAUUAUCAACCUCUCAACUGACAUCAAUAUGGAUGAACCAACUUGUACAUUAUGGCAGCGUCUCAUUAUUGAUGUUGUGGAAUCAUCGACAAAUUCUACAACAAACGCAGAAGAUAUUCAGGCGGCACAAGUUAAAGCAACCUCAAAGAGCGUCUACAAUGAUCAGAUUGAUAAAUCCAACGUGGUUUCACACUUCAGGCUAGUCAUCUGA
Molecule: messenger RNA, 423 nt
Organism: Eruca vesicaria subsp. sativa (arugula)
Lineage: Eukaryota; Viridiplantae; Streptophyta; Magnoliopsida; Brassicales; Brassicaceae
Source: the annotation of a GenBank genome assembly